This is a messenger RNA of Habropoda laboriosa, 1361 nucleotides long. Its product is annotated as prolactin-releasing peptide receptor-like. Gene Ontology annotation, biological process: G protein-coupled receptor signaling pathway. The transcript is spliced from 3 exons. The annotation marks the transcript as partial. Gene Ontology annotation, cellular component: neuron projection; plasma membrane. The record is from RefSeq and is a predicted model, not a curated record. Gene Ontology annotation, molecular function: neuropeptide binding; neuropeptide Y receptor activity. NCBI's taxonomy places the organism in Eukaryota, Metazoa, Arthropoda, Insecta, Hymenoptera, Apidae.
ACGGAGGCGGCCACAGCGGCGACGGCUUUAGAGAAGGACGUUACGUCGAACGGUGCAGUGCAACUGAUAUUUUACUUACUUUAUGGAAAUAUUUUUGCGAUGGGUUUAUUUGGUAACAUACUAGUGUGCUUCGUCGUAGCAAGAAGCCGUCAAAUGCAGACCGUGACGAAUCUGUUCAUUACCAAUCUAGCAUUGAGCGACGUGCUACUUUGCGUCCUGGCGGUUCCGUUCACCCCUCUGUACACGUUCCUCGGCGGUUGGAUAUUCGGCGAAACACUUUGCCACUUGGUACCGUACGCCCAAGGUGUCAGCGUGUACAUCAGCACGUUAACGUUGACGAGCAUCGCGAUCGACAGAUUCAUCGUGAUCAUAUAUCCGUUCCAUCCUCGUAUGAAAAUCGAGGUUUGCUUAGGCGUGAUCCUCGGUAUAUGGAUAAUCGCGUUACUUGUCACGUUGCCUUACGGAAUUUACAUGCACCUUGAGGAGCCGUACACCUAUUGCGAGGAACACUGGCCGAACGAACGGUUCCGCAAGGUCUUCAGCUCUGUAACAACGAUAUUGCAAUUCGUCGUGCCGUUUCUCGUGAUCGCUUUCUGCUACACCUGCGUCUCGAUCAGGCUGAAAGAUCAAGCCAGAUCGAGACCCGGAAGGAAGACCAGCAAGAGAGAAGAGGCGGACAGAGAGAGAAAGAAACGAACGAACCGAAUGCUGAUAGCUAUGGUCACCGUGUUCGGAAUAUCCUGGCUACCUCUCAACAUCGUCAACGUGAUCGACGACUUUUAUUCACCGGCGAACGAUUGGUCCUAUUACAGGCUCUGCUUUUUCUUCACGCACUGCCUAGCUAUGAGCAGCACCUGCUACAAUCCUUUCCUUUACGCUUGGCUCAACGAUAACUUUCGCAAAGAGUUUAAGCAAGUGCUGCCGUGUUUCGCGAAAGCAACCAGCACCGGUGGCCGUGAUUCAAGGACCGGCGACAGAUCGGAGAGAAAAAUGAAAGAAUCGAACGGAAAUAACACCUUCCAAGAAUUUUUACUAGCAUCGACCGAAACGCGAACAAGAAACGAAAAUCCGGCGGGUUGCGAAUUGAUCGCCCUCGACGCAACCACCAGCAACGUAUCGAGAGACUUCGAGAUGGAAACUCUCUGAUUCGAUUAUGUUUAUCAAAUAUGGUCUACGGUUUCCGUAUCAAGAAGACGGCCAACUUUUUAACCGAACGUCACGUAUGGCACAUACACGUACUUACUUAUAUACAUAUACAGUAGGUACUAUCAACUAUACGAAUAUUUCGAAUUAAAAUGACCGGUGAACGGAACUUGACGAGCAACACGCAUGUGUAGGUAUAUAAGAUAUACAUAUGUAUA